This is a messenger RNA of Athalia rosae (coleseed sawfly), 1006 nucleotides long. RefSeq names its product tryptophan-rich protein TspO-like. Lineage: Eukaryota; Metazoa; Arthropoda; Insecta; Hymenoptera; Athaliidae. Gene Ontology annotation, cellular component: membrane. The coding region runs from base 379 to 867 and encodes 162 amino acids. The transcript has 4 exons. The record is from RefSeq and is a predicted model, not a curated record.
UCGAAUAAUUUACUUCACUUCGGUGUAUAGUCUUCAAAAUCUAAUAUCGCUGUUGUUGUAAAAAUUUUGGUUUUAUCUUCCAACAUUUUGUCAAAUAAAGUUAUCUGAAAAUCGGACACUCGAACGGCAUGGUAUUUGCAUAGAUUUGAUAUGGAUGGAAAAAAAAAUGGAUGAAAAUUAUGACUACACCAAAUGAUAAAUGAAAAUUUUGACCGGUUCCGCGUCGUGCCCGUAUCGUCGUAUCGCAAAUGUUUGCAAAAAAAUCAUUUCAACCGUGUGUGCACCUGUAUCAUAGAUAUAUUGAGCCUAGAAACGUUUAGUUUGACGUGAAACUUCACGAACGUUGUGCGCACCGGACAGAAUAGAAAAUUCUAAAAUAUGUCCCAAAAGAGAAGCGACAACGUUUGGAUAUUCCUGCUGGCGGUCGUCAUACCGAACGCCGGAGGAUGGGUGGGUUCUAGCCUGUGGCAGGACAAAAGUUGGUUCGAAGCACUAGAACAUCCGGUUUGGAGACCUCCAAAUUGGCUAUUCCCCGUAGUAUGGACUAUAAUGUACACACUUAUGGGGGUUGGAUCUUAUUAUGUAUGGAAACAUGGAGAGGGUUUAUCGAAACGCUGGCUGCCAUUGGCCAUUUAUUGCGUACAAUUACUUGUAAACUGGUUCUGGACUCCCUUAUUUUUCAUCUGGCAAUUGAUCCUAGUGGCUCUCGUCUGGUUGGUGAUAUUGUGGAUAUUGGUCGUAAUCACAAUAAUUGCGUUCUAUAGGGUGAAAAAGUCUUGCGCAUUUUUCUUGUUUCCAUACAUACUAUGGAUCACGAUCGCCACAGCUUUGAACACCAAUUACUACAUUCUCAACCCGACCGCCUAAAUGCGAAAGGAGAAAAAGGAAAUCGCCAGUAAAAAAAAUAUUAGUAUUACAGUUUUUUAUCGUUAAUUCUAAUCAUUUCUGUACUAUAGUGUAUUUGUAUGAUGUUGAAAAGUUUUAAUUAAAUUGAUACUUUACUUUU